Diaporthe batatas is the source of this 2086-nucleotide messenger RNA. RefSeq lists its product as uncharacterized. The record is from RefSeq and is a predicted model, not a curated record. The transcript is spliced from 2 exons. Gene Ontology annotation, biological process: transmembrane transport. Gene Ontology annotation, molecular function: transmembrane transporter activity. Gene Ontology annotation, cellular component: membrane. Lineage: Eukaryota; Fungi; Ascomycota; Sordariomycetes; Diaporthales; Diaporthaceae. The coding region runs from base 122 to 1921 and encodes 599 amino acids.
CUUUAUUCGUCGGUUUUUUUUUGCCGCAGAUUUUCUGGUACUGUUCUUCCUUGGACCUCCAACAUCCAGUAUCCUUCCAAGGUUCCUCCUACCUGCCAUGCUGCACUGGUGAUCGACCAACAUGGCGGGAGCUUCAAGAGACGAGAGAACACCGCUCCUCAAUGGCUCGACAAAUGGCCACCAGAAUGGAACCACCACUGCCAAUGGGCCCAUUGGCAACGGGAACGGCAUCGGCAACGGCACGGUGGGGGAGUAUGACGCCGCCGAGGCCAAGACGAAGGGAUCCUGGGCCACGCGGAUCUUUGGGCCCCCAAACACGAUCAAGGUCCUCCUUGCCGGCUUCAUCAUCACCUUCGCCUUCAGCUUCACCCAGGUGCCCAUCUUCUACGUCUUUCACCUGAUGGAAUGUGAUGUCUACUAUGAGACACACCCGCCGCACACCGGGCCAGGAGACCGAUGCUCCGUCAACGAGAUCGCAGCCGGGACCGCAACCCAGUUCUCAAUCCUCGGCAUGAGCACCACCUUUUGCGGGACCGUCAACCUUUUCAUCACGGGCUGGUCCAUCAAGAAGUGGGGACCGCGCGCCGCACUCGUCCAGCAGACCUUCAUCCCGGCCAUCAGGGUCGCCACCCAGGUCAUUGGCGUGCUGGCCGGUGGCAACGCAGGCAUCACAAUCAUCCAGACCACGCAGCUCAUCACCAUCUUCGGCGGCCCGGCAGGGUACAUUCUCGUGGUCAACACCAUCGCCGGGGAGCUGGUGGAGCCCAUGCAGCGCACCGCCGUGUUUGGCCAGCUGCAGGCGUGCAUCAUGCUCGGCCAGGCCAUCAGCUACCUCCUGGGCGGCAUGGUCGGCGACGUGUUUGGCAUAAGGAUGCCCUUCCAGGUUGCAUUUGUCCUGUUCCUGUGCGCCACGCUCUACUCCCGCACGGUGCUACCCUACAUAGACCCGGCGUCGCUCUCGGACGGGAAGAAGACAAAGGCCAAGGGAGUCAAGGGCUUCCUCGCUCCGCUCAAGAUCCUGGCCCCACAGCGCAUACGGUUCAUGGACGGGCGCGUGGCAAACCACUUCGGCGUCUUCUUCCUGUGCUGCGGCAUCUUCCUCGCCGUGCUGGCGACCAGCUACGGCCCGCUGCUGAUCCAGAUGUACGCCACGGCAUACUUCGACUUCACCCAGGCCGACAACGGCUGGCUGAUGAGCGGCAACGCGUUGUGCAGGAGCAUCUUCUUGUUCUUCGCCUUCCCAAAGAUCAUUGACGCGGGGAGGAAGUGGUGGGUUAGGAAGGUUGAGGGCCCUCGGAAUGCUCCGCCGCCAGCCAAGGACCCGAACGCCCUGUCCCGAAUACCAUCGCGGCCCGAGCAGCUGGAGGCGCCGAUGUGGUCCGGCAACCAGAACUUGCAGGAGGAGUCCAUGCCUGAGCCUGAGACGCGCCUCGACCAAGACCGGACCGCAAGUCAGUUUGAUCUUUUCUUUCUCCGAUGGAGCCUGCUGCUGGAUGGGUUGAUGACUGGUGCAGCUGCUCUGUGCACCGAGAGAUGGCAUAUAUUCCUUGCCUCAUUCCUGCUCCCAUUGGGGUCUGGCUCGGCUCCCGCCGCGAAAGGUGUCAUCACGGAGAUGUGCUCGCACGGCGACCGUACCGACGCCCUGAACGCGGUGACACUGGUGGAGAACAUCGCGAGGCUGGCCACGCAGGGCCUCUUCGGAUUCAUUUUCUCUGCCCUGGCCGAGACCGGGAAGGCGUACAUGACCUUUCAUGUCAACGCUGCGCUUGCGAUUGUGGGCAUGGCAGUGCUGUAUCUAUCACAUUUCCCCCCAGCGAACGCCACUAUAUUGGAGGAGAACGAGGGCGGUGAUCAGGACGACUCUGCGGACGUUGAUACCCCGAAUCUCGCCAGAGUCACCUCCCACGAGACGGACCGAUGAAAAGCUACAGAAUGCACAUUAUAGAAGGAGAUUGAGAGCGUUGAUGCGGCAUUUUCUAUGAUUGGCACGUUGGAGGCUGCUUAAAUCAUCGCCGGCAAGCGUAACGGCUGCUCUUUUAGAGAAGACAUAUCACGUAUAGUGUUAAUGAUACCAAGAAAUUCGAGA